UGGAGUGUUGAUGGAUGCGAAUCUCCGUCUGGGACGUUCGAACAGAAAACCUCUUCCCUGGGAGAGAGGGGUGUGCGUGCGUAUCGAGACAUGACGCAGAACUCCAUCACCGGUUGACAACAGUUGGGGCAACGAUUGGGACUAGUAGGAGAGGGUACACGAGGACAGAGAUAAGUCUACAGUAAAUAAUCUAAAAUACAGUUGGCUUUCAAGAUUCUGAGUUUACUGUAGGCUAGAUUUAACUCUGAUAACCACAGAAUGCUUGUUAUGACAUAGAGGCAGGACAUUUGCCAUGGCGCUGUGGAUAUUGGAAUUCUUACUGCACGCCGUUUCUUUCAUCUGCGGAUUGGUCUCUGCUGCUUUGGUGGCGAGUGUCCAGGCGCGUAACCAUGGUGUGUGUCUGCUGUACGGGUCCCUGCACUACAACUCCUCUGUGGCCGUCAUCAGUGUCAACUCCUCCAGUGACCCCUCUCUCUGCUGCUUCGUCACCGCCAUCCCAGCUGCCACCUGCGUCUUCAGCUUCUUUCACAUGCUCAUAGGGGUCUGCUCAUGCUGUAUACGUCAUGACGUGAGGGGGUGCCCAUGCCGUGUGGUGACAGGAAUGAUGUGUUUACUCCUCUCCUUCUUCCUGCUCAUCACUGGCUGCGUCCUCAAGAUCGGCACGGACCAACUCUGCCAUUCCUUACCACCCACACUCUUCCACAGAUGUGAAGAUGCUCAGGACGUUCAUUGGAAGAUUCCCAACAGUGGAUACCAGUUCUACAAUCAUCUGCACAGUGCAGAGCUGUGUGUGUGGGUGAGCCUGUGCUUUCUGCUGGUGUCUGGGUUCUUGGCGUGCCUUCCUCGUGGGGACAGAGGGGGGUCUGGUGAGACCAGUGGUGGGGCCAUGGUCUCAGGACCAAGCCUGGGAUAUGGCAGCGGGGGGACAAGCCCUUUCACCCUGGGAGACCACUUGCCAUCCUUUGACUUUGACUUUUAUGACUCCGAUUGAGCUCAUGUCUGGUGCUGUGGUGUUACAUGACUUUGGCUAUUGUCUGAGUCUGACUGCUGCAUGACACUACAGUUCGCCUGUGACUCCUUCGGUCAUGACUCCAGUACAUGGCCGACAUGGUCUGGCUAUUUGAUGUAGUUGUUGUUACUAUUAUGAUUAUGUGUGACCAAGACUGCAGCUAUUAUAGGCCUAUAGCUGGCAUUGACUUUUGA
Engraulis encrasicolus (European anchovy) is the source of this 1203-nucleotide messenger RNA. RefSeq names its product transmembrane protein 179B-like. NCBI's taxonomy places the organism in Eukaryota, Metazoa, Chordata, Actinopteri, Clupeiformes, Engraulidae. Bases 293 to 991 code for a protein of 232 amino acids. The record is from RefSeq and is a predicted model, not a curated record. The transcript is spliced from 5 exons.